Molecule: messenger RNA, 1443 nt
Organism: Hippocampus zosterae (dwarf seahorse)
Lineage: Eukaryota; Metazoa; Chordata; Actinopteri; Syngnathiformes; Syngnathidae
Gene: tmem221
Product: transmembrane protein 221
Exons: 3
Coding region: 78-1001 (307 amino acids)
Source: RefSeq, a predicted model, not a curated record
UCCCAUUUAGGCGCACUUUUUUUAAUGGACUACUUCAACUGAAGACAACUUUUUACCUUUUUAAUUCGAUAAAAAAAAUGACACACGUUUACAGUCAGCGGUCCGUGGUUGUCCUGUCUCUACUGGGGAUUCUAUCGGCCAUUAUGUCGGUUUUGUCGGUCAUUCUUAUCUUCCAACUGCAGCCCCAACACACGGCCAUAAAGGAGUACGCUCCCUCGGUCGUACCUCCUAACGUUCGGGCCUUCCUUUUGCCGGUGUCGACUGUGCUCUCGGCUCUGUCGCUCACCCUUAACCUGAGCUCGGUGGUGGUCUGUCUCCUACAUGGCUACUUUUCCACCGAGGUGUGUCGAGGAGAACUGGACACCGAAAGAGCAGACUGGUUCCUGUUGGACAGCCGAGCAGUACGACAUGUGGCCAUCGGAUUGUUCUGCCUUGGAGUUUCGGUCUAUUUGGCAGCUAUGUCUAUUUUUAUGCUGCUCAUAUUUGAGGCGGAGACGGGAAUUGCCAGCGCCUCCGUCCUGGCCUCCGGCAUCUUGAUCCUUCUGGUAGUGGUGAUCCAUUCUCUUGUCAAGGUUUCCCAAGUGGCUAAACGCGGCCGAGAAGACCACCUCGAAACUCUCUUUCGCAACGAGCACAGAAGCAGCAACAACAGUCCCGUGUCUUGGCCCUGUGAGCUAAAAAUUGGUGUGGACAAACUGCGGGUGCCCCGCAGACCGUCCCACCUCCAGCAUCACAUGUCGUUCACACCUUCCAGCAGCCCCAGACAUCAGCAGCGGCACCACCCGCAGGAGGAGUACCCCCCUGUUGGAGAAGAGUCGCGCGGUCACUCUGGCAAUGUGGACAGCUACAGCGGAGGCGGCAGCUGUCCUCGCUCACACAGGAGCUUAUCUUCAGACUCGGUUUUGCUAAAGGCUAAACCCUGGAAUGGCGUCAACAACGAGAUGAGGAGCGUCCUGGCACGCAAGUCCGGGAUUUCGGCCAAAGACUCGACCCUUGUGUGACAAAAGGCUGAUGAAGAGGAGGAUUUCAAUAAGUCAGCAUGGACAUACUACUGAUAUGUAAUAGCUUCAAUGAUUCCAGGCCAUCUGGAAACUGAGCAAAAAAAAAUCCACAUUUUUGACUCUAUAAAUUGUGAUAAUCUACUCUGUAAAUUGUUUUAAACAACAAUACAAUGAUCAACCACCUCAUGUGCUAUGAGAAAUUAUUUGAUGUGCCACAGGAAAUUAUUCAAUUCACUUAAUUUUAAUUUCUGAAAUUUAUUUACUGCAAAUAUGUUUUUGUUUGUGCGUCUAUGACAGCAACGUAUAGUGACAGACAGAAUAAAUAACUGCUCUUCCUCUAAAUGGUGGAUUGGAACAAUUAACCUGUGUAUAACCAUUGCCAUUCACACAACAGAAAAAUAUAUUUGUCAUCAAAUAAACAGGCCCAAAUUUGACACAAUAA